GAGAGAGAGAGAGAGAGAGAGUGAUUAUUGAUUGGGUUAUGUGAAACAAAGAUUGUACGAAAAAUGGCGUGUGUAGAUUUUCACGGCGAUAAUGGUAUUAAUUUGAUGGAGGAGCCGAGUAUCGAGACGGAUAAAUUGAGCUACGAGAUUUUCUCCAUACUCGAGAGCAAAUUCCUUUUUGGGUACGACGAUCGGAAGCUCUGGGUCCCGCUGCAGGCGAAGGACGGCCUCGUUUCCGCCGCCGCCGCCGACGGCGGCGGCGGUCCCCAGGCGGCGAAGAACCAGAGGGGGAAAAUCUGCGUCCUAAGCGUGGACGGCGGCGGGAUGCGGAACGUCGUCUCGGGCAAGGCGCUGUCGUACCUGGAGGCGGCCCUGCAGAGGAAAUCGGGGAACCCGGAGGCGCGUGUCGCCGACUACUUCGACGUCGCCGCCGGGAGCGGCGUCGGUGGCAUCUUCACGGCGAUGCUCUUCGCCGCGGACGGCGGGGGGCGCCCGAUCUUCCGCGCCGACGACACGUGGAAGUUCCUCGCGGCGGAGGGCAGAGGGUUCUACCGACCACCUGCCAGGCCGCGCAGGCGCGGCCUCCUCGGCCGCAUCUUCGGCGGCGGCGGCGGCGCAUCCGCCGCCGCAGGCGGCGCCGGGCUGGAGAAGGCGAUGAGGGAGGCGUUCAGGGACGGGGGGACUGGGCGGAGCCUGACGCUGAAGGACACGCUGAAGCCGGUGCUCAUUCCGUGCUACGACCUGUCCAGCUCGGCGCCGUUUCUGUUCUCGCGAGCCGACGCGCUGGAGACGGACAGCUACGAUUUCAACCUGUGGGAGGUCUGCCUGGCGACCGCGGCCGAGCCGGGCCUGUUCGAGCCGGUUUGCAUGAAAUCGGUCGACGGGUCGACCCGGUGCGUAGGGGUCGACGGCGGCCUGGCGAUGAAUAACCCGGCGGCGGCCGCGAUCACGCACGUGCUGCACAACAAGCAGGAGUUCCCGUUCGUGAGGGGGGUCGAGGACAUUUUGGUACUUUCGAUUGGGGCCGGCGGGCAGCUGCUGGAGGGCAGCUUCGAGUACGAAGAGGUCAGGAAGUGGAAGGCUCGGGAUUGGGCUCGGCCGCUGGCUCGGAUCUCCGGCGAGGGCUCGGCGGAGAUGGUGGACCACGCGGUGGCGAUGGCGUUUGGGCAGAACCGGGCAAGUAAUUACAUUCGGAUUCAGGCAAAUGGUUCGAGCUCCGUUAGAUGUGGGGUCAACGUUGACUCUGAUCCAAGCCCAAGCAAUGUAAAAGCUCUGAUUGAGAUAGCUGAUGAGAUGCUGAAACAGAAAAACGUAGAGUCUGUUCUAUUUAGUGGCAAGCGAAUUGGCGAACAAAGCAAUUUUGAAAAACUCGACUGGUUUGCCGAGCAACUUGUGUUAGAGCAUCAGCGAAGAAGUAACCGUAUAGCUCCAACUGUCGCAUUCAAGCAAGCAGCCACCCGAAAACAUCCUUAAAAAACAUCCCUAAAGCAGUUAAUCAAAAUAUCCAUUCAAUGUGAGGAAAGGAAAAACGGUAAAAAAGAUGUAUGAACUAGGAAAAAGGUUCCCUUGAAGAAGAAAAAGAGAAAAAAGGGUGGAAGACUUGAAAUGAAGUAGUAUAUAGGUUGGCUUUUACUUUUGAGGUAGGAAAAAUAUUAGAAGUGGGGUUGUGUGAAAAUGACUUUUUCAACUCUAGAGAAAAAAGAAAG
Messenger RNA from Striga asiatica, 1706 nucleotides. NCBI's taxonomy places the organism in Eukaryota, Viridiplantae, Streptophyta, Magnoliopsida, Lamiales, Orobanchaceae. The record is from the annotation of a GenBank genome assembly.